Molecule: messenger RNA, 2061 nt
Organism: Tripterygium wilfordii
Lineage: Eukaryota; Viridiplantae; Streptophyta; Magnoliopsida; Celastrales; Celastraceae
Product: beta-amylase-like
Exons: 7
Coding region: 344-1918 (524 amino acids)
Biological process (GO): polysaccharide catabolic process
Molecular function (GO): beta-amylase activity
Source: RefSeq, a predicted model, not a curated record
CCUGCCAAAUUAUGUCAUGUGAUCCACACCCCCGAAGACAGUGACAAAAAAUGACUCUGAUAACCCUGCUCUAUAAAAUUCAGUCACCCAUUUCUUGCAUAAGAAAGAUGAGGGUAUCUUAGCCAUAGGGAUUUUGGGAUUUGGUCCACAUUGUAGAUUUUUUGCAUAAGAUAAUUAGUUUCUAGAAUUAUAUCUACCCAAAAAAGACCCCCCACAGGUAUGGCAGCAUUUAAAGAAACACCUUUUUCUUUCUAUAAAAGGUAAUGAAGCAAACAACUAGCACUAUCGUACUUACCAAUACUGCCCACGAAAAACUCAAAUCUUCUCUCUUACCCCCCUAAAAAUGCAGGUUCUUUCAGCAGGGAAGUUCAAUGAGAAGAUGUUAGCGAACUAUGUGCCCAUCUAUGUUAUGCUCCCGUUGGGAGUUGUUACAGUGGAUAAUAAGUUUGAAAACGUAGAUGUGCUUGAGAAAAACCUAAAGGAUCUAAGAGCUGCAGGAAUUGAUGGGGUGAUGGUAGAUGUAUGGUGGGGAAUCAUUGAAUUCAAAGGCCCUUUGGAGUAUGAUUGGAGUGCUUAUAGGAGUUUGUUUGAACUUGUUCAAAAAUGUGGAUUAAAAAUACAAGCUAUAAUGUCAUUCCACCAAUGUGGUGGGAAUGUGGGAGAUGUGGUUAACGUUCCACUUCCCCAGUGGGUACUUGAAGUUGGAGAAACAAACCCUGAUAUCUUCUACACAGAUAGGGAAGGUAACAGGAACAAGGAGUACCUCACAAUUGGAGUUGAUAAUCAGCCUCUCUUUGGCGGACGAACUGCAGUUGAGAUAUACAGUGACUUCAUGAAGAGCUUCAGGGAAAACAUGUCAGAUUUUUUAGAAGCUGGAGCCAUAAUAGAUAUUGAAGUAGGGCUUGGUCCAGCAGGAGAGCUCAGAUACCCUUCUUAUCCGCAAAGCCUAGGAUGGGUUUUUCCUGGCAUUGGAGAAUUUCAGUGCUAUGAUGAGUAUCUUAAAGCAGAUUUCAAAGAUGCAGCAAUAAGUGCAGGCCAACCAGAAUGGGAACUUCCAGAUAAUGCAGGGGUAUACAAUGAUACACCCGAAUCAACAGAGUUCUUCAGAUCGAAUGGGACAUACCUGGCGGAAAAGGGGAAGUUCUUCUUGACUUGGUAUUCCAACAAGUUACUGAGUCAUGGAGAUCAGAUCUUAGAUGAAGCCAACAAAGCUUUCUUGGGCUGCAAAGUGAAGUUAGCCGCAAAAGUGUCCGGAAUACAUUGGUGGUACACAGCUGAGAGUCAUGCAGCAGAGCUUACUGCAGGAUAUUACAACCUGAAAGACAGAGAUGGCUACAGACCCAUUGCAAAGAUGUUGUCAAGGCACUAUGCAAUCUUGAAUUUCACUUGUCUUGAGAUGAGGGAUACAGAGCAAGAUGCCAAAGCCAAAAGUGGACCACAAGAGCUUGUUCAGCAGGUCUUGAGUGGAGGAUGGGGAGAGAACGUUGAAGUUGCAGGAGAGAAUGCACUUCCAAGAUAUGAUAGCUACGCCUACAAUCAAAUCCUUUUGAAUGCCAGGCCUAAUGGUGUCAAUAAAUGGGGGCCGCCAAAACUCAGGAUGUAUGGGGUGACAUACCUCCGCUUGUCCGAUGAUCUGUUACAAGAAGAAAAUUUCAAUUUAUUCAAGAUAUUUGUGAAGAAAAUGCAUGCAGAUGAAGAUUACUGUCCAGACUCCAGCAAGUACAAUCAUGAACUAGGUUCACUACAACUGUCCAAACCAAAGAUUCCAAUUGAUCAUCUUCUGGAAGCAACAAAACCAGUGAAGCCAUUCCCAUGGGAUAAAGAAACAGAUAUGCCUGUUGACCCCAUUACAAGAGGACUUGGUGGCCUCAUAGCCAACAUCAUAAGCGGGAUCACUUCUAUUUGGAAGAGAAAAUAAUUUGAUGGAUAAAAAUUUAAAAAUCCAAAUAAUCAAGUUUAAGUAACUGGAUAUGUGCACUAAUAAAAUGUUCCCCAGAGCCACUUUAGAACUACUUCAAAUAUCUGUUUUUCCGAAUAAAAGAAUCUGCAUUUUUCCCUCGA